AUGUCUGGUGCCCACGUGGGCGCUCCCGACCUCCAUAGUCCAUUGCUGCUCCUCCUGCUUCUGGCCGCGUCGCUACUUCAUCCCGCGGCUGGCCAAGAUGACGGCGAUUUCGUCACGGGCGCAAUCCACACCAUCUUCUCCACCGACUGCAAGCGGUUCUUCGCCUUCCAGACCCUGGCGCUGGCGCACAGCUUCGCCAAGGCCGGCCAACCGGGCAACCUGACACGCAUCGCGAGCUGCACUCGGCAGCAGCUGUCGCUGAUGCGUCGGGAGGACCGGGACAUGGUGCAGACGCACAUUGCCCCGUCGUGGGAGAAGCACCCCACUAAGCCCGACGACUACCCGCCCUACAACAAGCCCACGGGCGUGAUGGACUGGCUGGACAAGGCCAAUCCCAGGGAAGAGUGGAUCCUCAUGGUCGACCCGGAUAUGCUGUUCCGAGCGCCGCUUACCCCCGAGACCCUGGGCGUUGCCGACGGGUGGUCGGCGGGGGCGCAUUACAGCUACCUGAAUGGGGUGAUCAACGAUCUGGCCUUGAGGCACGUGCGCCACGUGGCGCCCAGGAACGACACCUACGGGGGACCCAGGGGGCGCAGGGCGGACAGGGUGGGGCACUACUGCCUCGUGCGAAACGCGGACCUCAGAAGGAUGGCGCCAUUCUGGUUGAAGUUCACGGAGGACGUCCGGUUCGACCCGGACGCCUGGAACCUGACCGGGGACUCCUAUGUGGAGCCCGGCGACAGGCCAUGGAUAUCGGAGAUGUACGGGUAUGCGUAUGCGGCCGCCCAUGUGGGCGUGUGGCACAAGCUGAACCCCGGGGUGCAGGCGUACCCGUCGUACGCGGUGUGGGACUCCAUCAAGGUCAUUCACUACGGCUUGACCCAUAGGGUGGGCGGCUACGGGUUCGACAAGCACGAUCACUACUACUUUAACAGUUUCAGGUGCCCGCCCUGGAACAUGUCGAUGGAGCGGGACAUAAAGGAGGACUACGGCCUGUUCCCCCACCCUCCACACCCCUCAGAGCUGGCCCCCAAAGACAACCCCCAGGACCAGUACGGUGCCUUGCUGGUGGUCGAGUUUGUGAACACCAUUAACGAGGGCCUCUGUGAACGGCACAAGAAGGUGUGCCCAGCCUCCGAGCAGUUGAAGGAGGAAUGUGGAACAGUGGAGGAGAUUCAAAAGGCGCUUGCUGCAGAAUUUGCAGUUCUGGAUGCACCUGAUAGCGUCUGUGUUGAUGCGCUGGAGAUUGAGAAAUGUCUAAUGUACCUGCGGGAUGGCUUGUGCGAGAAGGAAUGGCUUCAAAUGGGAAUGAGCUGUAGGAAGACUUGCGGGAGAUGCUUUGGUGCAUCAAUGCGCAGCCCACCUGGUCAAACUGUGGUAGCAAAUGUGCAGGCAAAGGAACCGGACACUUUUUCGACAGAGGGAAACGUAGGGAAGAGUGAAGAUGCAACACUGGGGAACAUUUCUAUCAGUGAGAAGGAUGAAGGGAAUGUUAACCAGGACAUCAGUGCUGUGAAACAUGCGGCAGAUAAUGAGCACAGUAGUCCAAGUGCUGUGGCUGAAGAAAGAAUCAGCAACACAGAGCGAGAGCGGGCUCGUUGCCGAAAACUGGUAGGUGUGUAG
Messenger RNA from Ostreobium quekettii, 1623 nucleotides. The record is from the annotation of a GenBank genome assembly. NCBI's taxonomy places the organism in Eukaryota, Viridiplantae, Chlorophyta, Ulvophyceae, Bryopsidales, Ostreobiaceae.